AAACCUUGCACUUCUGGCCUGGUGCUGGAGACUUCUGCAACGAGAGGGAGGAAGAAGACGACGACGAGAGAGAGAGAGAGAGAAGAGAAGGGGGGAUUCGCCAUGGACAUCAUCUCGCAGCUACAGGAGCAGCUCAACGAGAUGGCCAUGGUGGCCGUCAACACAUUCGGCACGCUGCAGCGGGACGCGCCGCCCGACCGCCUCUCCAGCAGCUACCCAGACCCGCUGAAUCCCAACCCUAGCGCCCCCGACGACGGCCCCUCGAAGGCCCUGCCACAGGCGCAGCCCGGCGGGCCGCCGCCGGCGCAGGCACAGCCUCCCGCCCCGCCGCAGCCGCCCGCGCUCGACCUCACCGAGCACCCCAAGGCCAUGAGCCACGCCCUGGUCCUCGCCGCCAAGAAGUUUGAUGCUCUUGUCGCGGCAUUGCCGCUAUCAUCAGAAGAGGAUCAGCUGAAAAGAAUCCGAGACCUGCAGGCAGAGAAUGAAGUUGUGGGAUUGGAGCUUCAGAAACAACUUGAAGCUGCUGAACUGGAGCUGAAGCAGGUUGAGGUGUUGUUUAAUGAAGCAACAGACAAUUGUAUAAAUCUGAAGAAGCCAGAUUAGUAACAAAGCAUGUAAGUUUGGAUGGAUUCCUUCAGCAAUAUCUCGGUUUGCUUAGAGCACAUUAUUGUCAUGAACGGAUGAAGGUGGAGACAUGAAUGCCAGUGUAACAUUUCUAGUCUUUGUGUUCUCUAAUGCUCUAUCAGUUAGAUUUGUAAACAUAAAUGUCAGUUCUGUCAAAUUAAUUUGUGUGUGUGAUAUUAUGAAAACACUUGCAUAAAGGAAUUAAAGUUUGUUGCAAUGACGAAUAGUUCAGAAUCAAUUUGAUUUCA
Phragmites australis (common reed) is the source of this 872-nucleotide messenger RNA. RefSeq names its product mediator of RNA polymerase II transcription subunit 21-like. Gene Ontology annotation, biological process: regulation of transcription by RNA polymerase II. The transcript is spliced from 5 exons. Gene Ontology annotation, cellular component: mediator complex. Gene Ontology annotation, molecular function: transcription coregulator activity. NCBI's taxonomy places the organism in Eukaryota, Viridiplantae, Streptophyta, Magnoliopsida, Poales, Poaceae. The record is from RefSeq and is a predicted model, not a curated record. Bases 103 to 603 code for a protein of 166 amino acids.